AAAAAAUGUCUAGUAAUAAUAUAACAAAAAAUCAACUUUUAGUAAAAGUUAAUGAACUAACAGCAGCAUUUAAUGAACAAAAAGAACAUCAUAUUAAUGAAAUCAAAUUAAUUAAUACAAAAACAAAUACAAUUACAACUUUAAUGUCUACAAUUAAAAACUAUAAAAAAGAAGUUGAACGAAUUGAAGAUAUAAGAAAAAAACAUGAAUAUGAAUAUAGUGAAAGAUUGAAAAAUCAAGAAAAAACUCAUAAACGUGAAAGAGAAGAAAGAGAAAGAAAUUAUAAAUGUGAAACAGAUCUUAUGCAACAAACUAUCGAUCGUUUAGAACAAAUUAUUAAAACUUUACAGACUCAGAUUAAUAACUUUGAAAUUGUAUUAACUCCUGAACUAUACUAA
Messenger RNA from Cetraspora pellucida, 398 nucleotides. NCBI's taxonomy places the organism in Eukaryota, Fungi, Glomeromycota, Glomeromycetes, Diversisporales, Gigasporaceae. The record is from the annotation of a GenBank genome assembly.